AUGCUUUUGGAUGAUAAAGUUUCUCUGUAUUCCUACUUGCUCAAACUUCUGUCUAAUCUAUCUUUGUUCUCUUCUUCUUGUGCAAUCUUUUCCUUGCUUCCAGUGGCUGCUACAAAGAACAAAGGUAGAGGCAGCCAAGGGCAGUUUCCACUUACACAGAACGUCACGGUCGUUGAAGGAGGAACAGCAAAUUUGACCUGCAGGGUCGAUCAAAAUGAUAACACCUCCCUCCAGUGGUCAAAUCCAGCUCAACAGACACUGUACUUCGAUGACAAGAAAGCUCUGAGGGACAACAGAAUUGAGCUGGUCCGAGCUUCAUGGCAUGAACUGAGUAUCAGUGUCAGUGAUGUGUCUCUGUCGGAUGAAGGGCAGUACACCUGCUCUUUAUUUACUAUGCCUGUCAAAACUUCCAAGGCUUUUCUUACUGUUCUCGGUGUUCCUGAGAAGCCACAAAUUACUGGAUUUACCUCACCAGUUAUGGAAGGAGAGAGGAUGCAGCUAACUUGCAAGACGUCUGGUAGUAAACCAGCAGCUGAUAUCAGAUGGUUCAAGAAUGACAAGGAAGUUAAAGAUGUUAAAUAUUCGAAAGAAGAAGAUGCAAAUCGUAAAACGUUCACAGUCAGCAGCACGCUGGAUUUCCUAGCAGAUCGCAAUGAUGAUGGUGCAGUUGUAAGUUGCAGAGUAGAUCAUGAGUCCCUAAACUCUACACCUCAGAUAGCAAUGCAGGUUCUAGAAAUCCACUAUACACCUUUAGUUAAAAUCAUUUCUUCCAAUUCAUGGCCUGAAGAAGGACAAUCUAUAGUUUUGACUUGUGAAUCCAAAGGAAAACCAAUGCCAGAACCAGUAUUGUGGACAAAGGAUGGUGGAGAACUGCCAGAUCCAGAGAGAAUGGUUGUCAACGGCAGGGUCCUAAGCAUCAGUUUCCUAAAUAAAACGGACAAUGGCACAUACCGAUGUGAAGCAAAAAAUCCUAUUGGCCGAAACAGCACAGAAUAUGUCCUGAUAGUACAUGAUGUUUUCAACACUUUGCUUCCCACUACUGUCAUCCCCUCCCUUACCACUGCAACAGUCCCAACCACUGUAGCCUUAACAACCAGCACAACCACAUCGGCAACAGCCAUCAGCACCAGAGAUCCAAAUGGUUUUGCUGGACAGACUGGACCUGACCAUGCUCUUAUAGGAGGAAUAGUGGCUGUAGUUGUCUUUGUAACACUAUGUUCUAUAAUUCUCCUUGGUCGAUACCUGGCAAGACAUAAAGGAACAUAUUUAACAAACGAAGCAAAAGGAGCUGAAGAUGCACCUGAUGCCGACACAGCCAUUAUCAAUGCAGAAGGCAGUCAAGUCAAUGCAGAGGAGAAAAAAGAGUAUUUCAUUUAG
This is a messenger RNA of Indicator indicator, 1377 nucleotides long. RefSeq names its product cell adhesion molecule 2 (gene CADM2). The transcript is spliced from 11 exons. Bases 1 to 1377 code for a protein of 458 amino acids. The record is from RefSeq and is a predicted model, not a curated record. NCBI's taxonomy places the organism in Eukaryota, Metazoa, Chordata, Aves, Piciformes, Indicatoridae.